Messenger RNA from Haemonchus placei, 210 nucleotides. NCBI's taxonomy places the organism in Eukaryota, Metazoa, Nematoda, Chromadorea, Rhabditida, Trichostrongylidae. The record is from the annotation of a GenBank genome assembly.
AUGGCAGCCAUUUUAUCAAUCGCAAACGCCGGUCCGAGUUGUCAAGCUCUUGUACAAAUCGAUGGGAUCUCUGCGGUUGCAUGUUUCAAUAAUCACAUCUUCGAUCUCGGAAACGGCAGUCAGCUUGCGAUGGCUUCUUAUCUCCCGUUGCCGUCUGCUGACGUCGUUCUUGUUUUUUCUGAUUUGCAUCAUCAGAUCUUCGAUAAAUGA